Molecule: messenger RNA, 249 nt
Organism: Aspergillus clavatus NRRL 1
Lineage: Eukaryota; Fungi; Ascomycota; Eurotiomycetes; Eurotiales; Aspergillaceae
Exons: 2
Coding region: 1-249 (82 amino acids)
Source: RefSeq, a predicted model, not a curated record
AUGAAACCAACCAGCAUCCUCCUCACCCUCCUCUCCUCCCUGACCCUCGCCACCGCCGAACUCUCCUACUACUGCCCCAUGGCGCGCGACAAGACCAACAUGAUCCAGAAAGCGUACUGCUGCGACACGCUGUCCCCGGCCCCGCACACGGACCUGGCCGUUGUGUCGGAUGAUUCCUCCUCUGUGCUUCGGCCCUUAAUCUGGAUUUCCUGGUUUGAGCGGGUGGCUGAUGAGACGGAUGGAACAUAG